This is a messenger RNA of Musca domestica (house fly), 876 nucleotides long. RefSeq names its product glutathione S-transferase 1-1. The transcript is spliced from 4 exons. Gene Ontology annotation, biological process: glutathione metabolic process. The record is from RefSeq and is a predicted model, not a curated record. NCBI's taxonomy places the organism in Eukaryota, Metazoa, Arthropoda, Insecta, Diptera, Muscidae. The coding region runs from base 138 to 698 and encodes 186 amino acids. Gene Ontology annotation, molecular function: glutathione transferase activity.
AAAGCCAUAAUCUGUAUGGAGGCUUAAGAAGCAAUGCGGAAUUCUGCGGACAAAUAUAUUUUUUUAAGUUUAAGUGAAAAGAUAUAAAAAAUAUACAGUAUUUAGUUAAAAGUGAAAGUAGAUAUUUCAAAACCGAAAUGUCGAAACCAAUUCUCUACAUGAAUCCUCUAAGCGCACCAUCCAGAGCAGUUAUGUAUUUGGUCAAAUACCUUGGUUUGGAACUGGAAUGCAUAGAAAUAAGUUUCGAUACACGUGAAACUCUAACACCGGAAUUCAGGAAAUUGAACCCACAGCACACGGUACCCACUCUGGUCGAUGGUCAUGAUGUUAUCUAUGAUUCCCAUGCCAUUUGUGGAUAUUUGGUAGAUAAAUACGCAACAAAUGACGAACUAUAUCCCAAGGGCUUGGUACAAAGAACUUUAGUACAAAUUUUAUAUGGAGGAUUGGAAAGUGUACCAAAGGAUGUAGUUAGGUGUUUGCACGAAUCCUGGAUGAUAUUGGAAGACAUUUUAAAAGAUAGUCCGUAUCUUUGUGGUGAAAAUAUGACAAUUGCUGAUAUUUGUUGUCUUGCCACAAUAACGGCUGUAUUGAGAAUGCUCCCAUUGUUGAGGAGACGUAUCCCAAACUGUUCUACUGGUUGCGGAGAAUGUGUUCAAUGCCGUUUUAUUACGAUGAUGGGGCCAAACGGUUGCAAAUGAAAAUUCAGGAAAAACUCAAAGAGAAUCGUUUAACCAAAAAGGAAGUUAAUUGAAAAUAAAGGCAAAGGGGAAUAUUAAAUAAAAAUACGUAAAUUGUACACGUGGUAAAAAGUAUUACCAGAGAGAUUUUGUAAUAUAAAUAUUGGAAUUAUCUGCAAUAUGUAAUGUAUUAUAUUUA